UCCCGAAAGCUGUUUUUUGCUGGUGAAGGAAGAGAUGGAUACUGGACAAGUGACGAUAUGAUCGAGCAGCUUAUAAAAGAUGCAAUUCCCCUCUUUGAGUUGCUGCACCCAGACAGUCAAGCUGUAUUCAUAUUCGACCAAAGCAGCAAUCACCGAGCAUUUGCAAAUAAUGCCUUACUUGCCAAAAGGUUUACCUUGAACGACAAGCCAGUCAAAGAAGACGAAGAGUUCGAUUUUAAGAACACAACAUUUCUUUUGGAUGGUGAGCCUUGUCCUCAGGCUAUGUAUUACACGAAAAUGGAAACCAUAACGAAGAAGAAAAGAUCUCCUGGUAGCAAGUGGCUUGCUGAUUGUUGCAAAGAUGAAGAGCCGGAUUCUAGAUGCUGCGCCCGCCACUUUCUUGCUGCCCAGCCCGAUUUCAAGGAACAAAAGACUGUCAUCUGUGAGGUUGUGGAGGCAAAUGACCACAUCUUUGAGAUGUAUCCGAAGUUUCACUGCAAGUGCAACUGGAUAGAGAGGUACUGGGGAGCUGCCAAGGAUUUGGCCAGAAAGGAGUCCGACUAUACCUUUAAAUCACUAAAGGUUAAUGUCGACUCUUAUCUGGAC
Phycomyces blakesleeanus NRRL 1555(-) is the source of this 606-nucleotide messenger RNA. RefSeq lists its product as hypothetical. NCBI's taxonomy places the organism in Eukaryota, Fungi, Mucoromycota, Mucoromycetes, Mucorales, Phycomycetaceae. The record is from RefSeq and is a predicted model, not a curated record. The annotation marks the transcript as partial. The transcript has 2 exons.